GUGCCCCCCGGCCCAGGAUCCAGUGGUGCGGCCUUCCCUUCAUUCCUGCCCGUCCGCGGUUUAGAGGCAACGAACCUCUGUACUAAACACUUAGCCUUGAAAUGCCCAGAGAGCUGCCCCGAGUGAAGGCGGGUGAUGCAGUCGCCCGUGUCACAAGUCGCUCCAGGAGAGAGCCUGGGAGGCAGAAGUCCAGGACAGGUGAUAGGAAGUGAUGAUCUCAUUCGUGUGUGGUGGGUUGAACCUUGUCCCCUCAAAAUUCAGGUACUGAAUUCCCAACCCACAGUUCCUCUGAAUGUGAUGUAAUUAGGACGUAGGGUCUCGACAGAGGUAAUUAAGAGAAAAGGAGGUCAGAAGGGCAGGACGGCAAUUUCAGACUUCCCCCGCGAACAUUACAUUUAUAAGACAAGCUUUAAGUUCUCAGUUCCAGGGUAGAACCAGAAAAUUGGAAAGUCUAUUGGGCUGCUAUAAGAGAUCUGGUUUCUUGUGGCAGCACUGCUGUAUCAGGAAAUCAUGCCCCCAGCUUCAGCCUGGGGCUGGCAGGACUCCAACACACAGCGGGGUCUCCGUCCUCCCAGGUCCAGAUCGGAGCAGCACGAAGACAGUGGAGGGGAAGGACCCAAGCUCAUCCCAUAAAGAGCCUGGCCCGCCAGCACAGGUGACCCUCCUCCCUGAGACACCCCCUUCCGUGCAGACCACACCGAGGCAGUCGCUGGCUAAGGGGAGGCUGAUUCUCCUCCGGGCCCCACCCCACGAACACCAAGAUUUUGCUGACUCGCACCGAGAGCCACAGAGGCCCAGUUUGGUCCUUUGUUGCUGGAAGCUUGGACUUGGCACAGCUGAGCUGAGCCAAAAGUCCCUUGGUGUGAUACGGAGGGAAGAGUCCAGGAGCUUUGGGAGAUAAGGACCCGCUGUGAGUUGUCAGGUGCGGCCGCUCACCGAGAGCCUCGCUGUGUCCCCAAACCACACUGCCCCGACAGAGGCCUGGCGAAAGCCCUUGGUGAGGACCACAUAUUCUCGAAAAGCCCUCUGUGGGCCAGGAAUGAUGGUGGGAGUGCUGGUUUCCCCUGGGCACCCGAGGGGGCAGGCCCAGAGGUCAGGCGAGCAGGGCUGUGGGAGCAGCCGUCACGAGGGACAGUGCUGGGCUCUCUGGCUUUGGUCUUGGACUUGACAGUUGGGUCAGGUGCCCCUAGGCCUGAACAAAAUGGACGUCAUGGGAAAGCACACACGAUCAGUGAAAAAAUAACCCAGAUGGGCGAGGAGAGAUCUGACGCCACGCACCUAACAGUCUGACCUCUCACUGGCCCCCAGCCCCAGCUGGUUCCAUGACUGGGGGGCCACGCUGCAGGCUUCCAGGAAGUCCACGCUGCAAGUGCCCGGCCUGCCCACAGUGCCUACCCCGUCCUUCCGCUGCCCUGCUGCUAUGGAACAGCGGCCACGUCGGUCUUGUUCAGGAAUCUGCAGGUUUGGCUGAGUCCACAGGGAAGGCGCAUCCCUGUUCCCCGUGACGUCAGCUAGCGUGGCCCCGCCCGUGGGGACAGAGCCGGCCUGUGAAAGCCGGUGCCCGAGUAGCUGGCGCGGGCCGCUGCCUGCCAGUCCCUCCCAGGGCAGGGGGCGCUGCGGGCCGACUGGGUGGCUGAGUUCCACUGGCCGUGUCAGCUUUUAGGACCUGAUCUCGGGAGUCCAGGAGUGCCACUGCCGCAGUAGUAAGGGCUGGGCGGGGACUCACUCUCCUUGGCCGGCUCGUGAUGCGGGAGCCCGACCUGCAGAUGCUUCUCCUUGGCCGGCUCGCUGGCUGGGGGCUUCCUCACCGGAGCUCUGGAGCAACAGGGCUGCCAGGCAGAGGAAGGGGCUCCCUUCCUGGCGCCAGCUGCUUCUCUCUUCCUGCGGUGCAAGGCCAGGGGGCCGGCGGGUGCAAGGCCCCUCAGUGAGUUUCUCCUCCACCUGCAGCUGCUUUGGGCGGGCCUCCCGCAGCCUGUCCUGUGCACAGCAAGAUUCUCAGCCCUGACGGGCAGUUGCUGUAGCCCCAGUGUGCCCCCCAGUGAGCUUCCUGGCCAAGGGGUGGUCUCUCCUGCAGCCCAGCUCUGGCUCUCGGCCUCUGGACCCUUCCUCUGCCCCAAGCAGGCCGCACGGUCUCAGUGUGACAUGCCGCCUCCCACCAAGGCUGGACCUUACCCCAGCAGGCGGCUGGAACACAGGGAUACGCAGCACGCUCUCUCGCAGGGAUCUCUGGCUAAUCAGGGUGUCCAGAAUGAAGUACCCGGGUGGCCACCUAGACUGGGGCUCAUCUUGUGGAACAGAAAUAGAACUCCAGGCCUUGUGGCCAAACUUGACGUGAGUCACCACCAUGGAGGGUUUCCCCCCGCCUCCCAGCGCUCACAAAGUGGCCAUGGCAGCUGGAGUAGAGGCUGUGGGCUCAGCAACACAGACUUCCCCCAGCCAAGGCCCGCCUGCUCCCCACAAGUGCGGAGUGCCCAGCUGCUCAGCAGCGCUGAGCCCCCAGAAGAGCACCACGUCCUGGGGGUACCGGCCAGCCACACCAGCCGGCUAUUCCGAUGUUUCCGUCAUGAGGCAGUGGACUUGUCCUCACUGCAUAGACACUUCCUCUGGGUACGGACCUCCCUUCCCACCUGCAGGGCUUCCUGCCAGCGCACCCCCGUGGAAGCCGGCCAGCCCGGUGCCCACUCGACACGGCGUCCGACCGAAGAGCAACUGAAGCAGCAGCGGGACAAGCUGAAGCAGUACCAGAAGAGGAUCACGCAGCAGCUGGAGCGCGAGCGCGAGGUCGCCAGGCAGCUCCUGCGGGACGGGAAGAAGGAACGGGCCAAGCUGCUGCUCAAGAAGAAGCGGUACCGGGAGCAGCUUCUGGACAAGACAGAAAACCAGAUCACCAGCCUGGAGACGAUGGUCCAGAGCAUCGAGUUCACCCAGAUUGAGAUGAAGGUGGUCGAGGGGCUGCAGAUUGGAAACGAAUGUCUGAAAAAGAUGCACCAGGUGAUGUCCAUAGAGGAAGUGGAGCGGAUACUGGAGGAGACCCAGGAGGCCGUGGAGUACCAGCGGCAAAUAGACGAGCUCUUGGCCGGAAGCUUCACUCAGGAGGAUGAAGACGCCAUCUUGGAGGAGCUGAACGCGAUCACUCAGGAGCAGAUAGAGCUCCCAGAGGUUCCUUCAGAGCCCCUUCCCGAAAAGAAACCAGAGAAAGUCCCCCGCGAGGCCAAGCCCAGGCAGGUGGAGCUGGUGGCGGCCUCGUAACUCGGCCUCCUCUCACGGGACUGGCGGGGACUCCCCAGAGCCUGGGGGCCACAGAGUUUGGGUGCGUGGCCAGCCCUGACCCGGUUCCCGGGAGGCUGGCGCCAGGCCAGGCCGGUCAGGUGCUGACGGCGCAGCGUGGCGCGCGGGGCUUGGUACCAGGAGGGCUCUGCGGAGCAUUUCCCUGGCGCUGCGGCCUUGCUCUCGUUUCUGGAUUAAAUGGCAACGUUCAGACCCUCCAGCCACACGCAGCUUCUGACGCUACAGCUCCCACGCGGCCACAGGCAGGCCCAAGGCUCCUGGUGCUGGCCACGCUCCUGUCCCCGGCCCUGCAAGGCUCCGCGGGCCGCCUUCUCCGCAGCUUGCUGUCUUCUUGGGAGCGCGUCGAACCCGGCUUCCUUGCCCGCCCCUCCCUCACUUCCUGCUGCUCCUGUCGGCUGGCCGGGGCUUCAGUUCGGGAGUCCCUGCCUUGGCCUGGCUUCCUGACCUGCCCAGUCUCCCCAUCGGUUCGGGGCUGGAAACCCCCCUCUUCUGUGUCGACGUUCGGCGGUGUUGGGCUGGCGGGGUGGACGCACCCCUGCUGGGCUGACGGCGGCCGAGCCCCGACAGGUCCUUGGCACCAGCGGGAGCUCAGCCCCGCUGCAAAGGGACAUUCCUGGGGAGCCAGCGGUCUCCCUGGGGUUCCCGGAGGUGCUGACGGGCCUGCUCGGGGGGGUGCGGCCCCCGUCGCCUGGGAGCCUGCUGGGCCCCCGGGGCUCUCCAACGGGGCGGAUGCUGUCGGGGGUGGUCGCGGCUCUCUGGCUGACGGCUCCUCUCGGUAUUAGACAAUCCCGAUGACGUCUCCCCCUCCCACCUGGAACAGAAAGGGGACCCUCCCAGCCCCCUCACAGGUCAGCCGCAUAUUAAAGUUGAUGCCUGCAUGGUC
Molecule: messenger RNA, 4171 nt
Organism: Enhydra lutris kenyoni (northern sea otter)
Lineage: Eukaryota; Metazoa; Chordata; Mammalia; Carnivora; Mustelidae
Product: charged multivesicular body protein 6
Exons: 8
Coding region: 2143-3249 (368 amino acids)
Biological process (GO): vesicle budding from membrane; late endosome to vacuole transport via multivesicular body sorting pathway
Cellular component (GO): multivesicular body; ESCRT III complex
Source: RefSeq, a predicted model, not a curated record